AAGAGGGUGGAGCAGAAAUUGGAGCUUUUCUUGAGAGAGAAAAAAACUAGAGAGAGAAAGACCGGCGAGCCUCCUCCAAAAGCGAGAGAGACCGCCUUGUUCUCCGCGGCAUUUCAUCAACCACCUUGGGAUUCUUUGAGGAUUUUGGGAUUGGGUAACCGCCGACGAUGGGCUUUUUCAUGAAGAGAUUGCAAGAGAAGUCCAUUUCUUUCAGUUAAGGGAAAGGGGGAAAUGAGGCUCAGAUGGAGCCUCUUGUGGGUUUCCUUGGUUUUUCUGCUUCUAUUCGAUCACUGCUUGUCAAUUGACGGUGAAGAAUUAUUGGACUUCCGAUCAAAGGUGGCUUUUGAUUCUCAUGAUGCCUACAAAAAUUGGAUUUACAAGGACAAUAAUCCAUGUGUUUGGUCUGGUGUUCAUUGUGCUGACGGGUUCCCUCAGCUAUACACGGAGCAAGAAGCACAGCUUGCUAUGAAUUCCCCACGUCGGAAGCUGCUUCAAGAAUCUAGUAAUCUCCCCGCUGCUCCAGUAAGCAGUUCCCCUCCUCAAGAAGCUGUAGAUGUCCCAUCUAUUGGGAGCGGAGCAUUUCCUGCAGUACCAAAUUCAGGUGGCGAGAAAUCUCCCCCAGAAGUUCCGACUACAGAAUCUCCUUCCCCAGCAAAGGAAAAUCAAGAUUCACCAAAAGAUAAAUCCGAUGGAGUAAUCAAGAUAGUAAUUAUCGCACUGUCAGUUAUUGCUAUACUUGGUAUCAUUAUUUUAGGUGUUGCUAUGUUGUGCCGGCACAAGGGUCCAGUAGCUAUAGUUGCCAGGAAUACUGGAUUAAGUGGGCAGUUGAAGAAGGCGUUUGUAGCAGGUGUACCAAAAUUAGAUCGCACAGAACUGGAAGCUGCUUGUGAGGAUUUCAGCAACAUCAUUCAUUCAUAUCCGUUCUACACAGUCUAUAAGGGAAUACUGUCCAGUGGAGUUGAGAUAGCUGUUAUCUCAACUACAGUUGCCUCUCAAGAUUGGUCAAAGCAUUCAGAGGCGCAUUUCAGAAAAAAGGUGGAUAUUCUGUCACGAGUAAAUCACAAGAAUUUUGUAAAUCUUCUCGGUUACUGUGUGGAGAAUGAGCCUUUUAUGAGGAUGAUGACAUUUGAGUAUUCCGCUAAUGGAACACUAUAUGAGCAUCUUCAUUCAAAAGAAUUUGAUCAUCUUGACUGGAGCGCUAGAAUGCGGAUUAUUAUGGGCACUGCUUAUUGUCUUCAAUACAUACAACACGAAGUCAAACCCCCCGUUGUCAUUGGUUAUCUGAAUUCUAAGGCAAUAUUUUUGACAGAUGAUUAUGCUGCCAAGGUUUGUGAGCUUCAUAUGUGGUCAGAAAUUGCUGAAAGAAAAACUAAAUCUCCAGAUGAAGAUAAAGAUCCUUAUGAACCCUCAAGUGCUGAUCCUGGUAGCAACAUUUAUAGUUUUGGGAUAAUGAUGUUGGAAAUUAUUUCUGGAAAAGUUCCAGAGUCAGAAGAAGAAGGUUCUAUCCUAAAUUGGGCUACUGAAUAUCUAAAUGACAGGAGUAACUUCAAAAAAUUGGUUGAUCCCGCAUUGAAAACCUCCAACAACGAUGUGUUAGAAUUAGUGUGUGAGGUAGUACAAGAAUGCAUUCAUGGGGAUCCAAAAGAUAGACCGAAUAUUAAAGAAAUUACCAGUAAACUGAAAGAGGCGACUGGAAUAUCGCCUGAAGCAGCACAACCUAGGCAUUCUCCUCUUUGGUGGGCAGAGCUAGAGAUCCUCUCAGUGGAAGCAAGUUAACAUAGUGUAAAUUUGUUAUACCCACUUCAUUCAUUUUGUAGUUACUCAACAUUCUUGUGAAGUCAUUGAUUAGAUUGGAAUGAGUCUCUCUCCCCCCUUCUAUA
Molecule: messenger RNA, 1880 nt
Organism: Asparagus officinalis (garden asparagus)
Lineage: Eukaryota; Viridiplantae; Streptophyta; Magnoliopsida; Asparagales; Asparagaceae
Product: protein MALE DISCOVERER 2-like
Exons: 8
Coding region: 232-1776 (514 amino acids)
Biological process (GO): protein phosphorylation
Molecular function (GO): protein kinase activity; ATP binding
Source: RefSeq, a predicted model, not a curated record